Cooperia oncophora is the source of this 222-nucleotide messenger RNA. NCBI's taxonomy places the organism in Eukaryota, Metazoa, Nematoda, Chromadorea, Rhabditida, Trichostrongylidae. The record is from the annotation of a GenBank genome assembly.
AUGGAACAUCCUAUGCUACAUGCUGCUAUACGAUCUGGAAGGAGAAAUGCAUAUCAACCAUCAUUGUUUUUCACCGUGUGGACAAGCGGGCAGGUUGAUGUCAUUCGGCCGUGCGUCAUCGACACGGAAUUAUCUAUCCUCGGCGACUUAUUUCAAAACGCCUCGGGCGACUCGUCAAAACGGCAAAAACAUGCAGCUAAAGCAGCUGCUGAAGCCGAUUGA